Messenger RNA from Sinocyclocheilus rhinocerous, 2081 nucleotides. Its product is annotated as gastrula zinc finger protein XlCGF57.1-like. Gene Ontology annotation, molecular function: DNA-binding transcription factor activity, RNA polymerase II-specific; RNA polymerase II transcription regulatory region sequence-specific DNA binding. Gene Ontology annotation, biological process: regulation of transcription by RNA polymerase II. Bases 140 to 1825 code for a protein of 561 amino acids. The transcript has 4 exons. The record is from RefSeq and is a predicted model, not a curated record. NCBI's taxonomy places the organism in Eukaryota, Metazoa, Chordata, Actinopteri, Cypriniformes, Cyprinidae. Gene Ontology annotation, cellular component: nucleus.
CACCGUUAUUGGUUUCAAGGACUUUUAUUUUGGCGUGGUGACAUGAUGUCAUAAGUCUGCGCCGUGCUCCUGCAUCUGUGAUUCUGCUGAAGAAAGAAAAACUGCUGCUGAAGCGACUGAGAGACACACUAUUAUAAAGAUGGAGUUUAUUAAAGAGGAGAGUGAAGACAUGAAGAUUGAAGAAACAUUCAGAGUCAAACAUGAAGAUACUGAGGAACAAACAGACCUGAUGGCGCUGAAAGAGGAGAGUCAAGAACUGAAUGAAAUGGAAGAGAAAAACUUCAUGCCUGGUGAAGAAUCAUUUAGUUACUCACAGACCCAUAAAACAGAAGCUAGAAAUCUUAAUACCCACAUGACAAUUCACACUGGAGAGGAGCCUUACACCUGCAAACUGUGUGGGAAGAGUUUCUCACUAAAAGGAAAUCUUAAGACUCACAUGAGAAUUCACACUGGAGAGAAGCCAUUCAAAUGCUAUCAGUGUGGAAAGAGUUUUACACAGAAAAAAACCCUUUCAGUCCACAUGAGAAUUCACACUGGAGAGAAACCUUACACCUGCAAACCAUGUGGGCAGAGUUUCACUCAAAAACAAGGCCUUAAAGGCCACUUGAAAAUCCACACUGGAGAGAAUCUGUUCACAUGCCCUCAGUGUGGAAAAAGUUUUACACAGAAAAAAAACCUUGAUACCCACAUGAGAAAUCACGCUGGAGAGAAGCCUUACACCUGCAAACUGUGUGGGAAGAGCUUCUCACUAAACGGACAACUUAAGACUCACAUGAAAAUUCACACAGGAGAGAAACCGUUCACAUGCUCUCAGUGUGGAAAGAGUUUUAAAGAGAAAAGAGGUCUUAAUGUCCACAUGAGAAUUCACACUGGAGAGAAGCCGUUCAUCUGCUCUCAGUGUGGAAAGAGUUUUAAACGGAAAAGAGAUCUUAAUGGCCACAUGACAAAUCACACUGGAGAGAAGCCUUACGAAUGCAAACUGUGUGUGAAGAGCUUCAUGCAAAAAGAAAAUUUUAAGACUCACAUGAGAAUUCACACUGGAGAGGAUCCGUUUGUUUGUGAUCAGUGUGGAAAGAGCUUCAGAUGUAGAGAAUACCUUAAUCAUCACAUGAGGAUUCACUCAGGAGAGAACUGUUUUAUAUGUCAUCAGUGCGAAAGGAGUUUCACAGACAGGAAUCAACUUGAGAAUCAUGUAAAAAUUCACAUCGGGGAGAAGCCUUACAUGUGCCAUCAAUGUGGAAUGAGUUUCACAAACAGAGCAAACCUGGAGGAUCACAUGAGAGUUCACUCUGGAGAGACGCCUUUCACCUGCAAACUGUGUGGAAAGAGCUUCACAAUUAAAGGAGACCUUAAUAUUCACAUAAAGGUUCACUCUGGAGAGCAGCCUUACAAGUGUCAUCAGUGUGAAAAGAGUUUCACAGACAGGAAUCAACUUGAGAAUCAUGUAAAAGUUCACAUCGGGGAGAAGCCUUUCUUGUGCCCUCACUGUGGAAAGGGCUUCAUAUACAGAGCAUACCUUGAGUAUCAUUUAAGAAUUCACACUGGAGAGAAGCCUUUCACCUGCCCUCAGUGUGGAAGGAGCUUCACGGUUAAAGGAAACCUUAAGCUGCACAUGAGAGUUCACACUGGAGAGAAACCUUACAAGUGUCUUCAGUGUGAAAAGAGUUUCACAAUUAAAGGAAACCUUAAGAUUCACAUGAGAGUUCACACUGGAGAGAAACCUUACAAGUGUGUUCAGUGUGACAUGAGUUUCACAUAUCACAUAAGCCUGAAACAGCAUUUGCAAAAUCAUUGUGAAAAGAAUUUCUCGUUUUCCUUCGUGUGACAAGAGGUUUUGAAAAAGGGGUAAUUUCAGCAACCAUCUGUACAUUCACUCUGGGGAAAGACAAUUUAAUUGUGAUCAAUGCAAUAAAAUCAACACACUUAUCCAUAUGCAAAGUCAUGUAAAUGUGAGAGCCUGUUUGUGUUCUUAGUAUGACAAUAGUAAAUGCAUAUGUAGGACGGCCGCCUCAGUGCUUGGCUCUCCAGUGUUUGUACUGUUUUUGUUAGUUUUUCCUGUUUUUUAGUUUCUCAAGCAAGAU